AUGCCCAGGCAACUUCGAGAACGUCGGAGGCACCUGCCUGUACCUUGCCAAGGAAAAAACAGCGCGUUGGGAUCAUGCUCGGACGUACUGCAAGAAUCUGGGAGGAGAUUGGCCGUAUUCAAAGAUGCCAAUGCAUUUACUGCAGGUCUAGAUUAUGUAAAAGAUCAACAAUUGGUCCGGAACACGCAAAUAUGGAUAGGCGCUACUGACAGGCACCGCGAGAAUCACUGGAAGUGGAUCACGGGUCAAAGGAUAACUAGGGUAACGCCCUUUUGGGGCAAACAUUAUUUCUCCAAACAGGAAUCAACGUAUGACUGCGGCGUGCUCCAUGGGCUGGACGAUUACCUGAUGCAUGACGCGGCUUGCUCUUCGAAGUACAUGCCUCUGUGUCAGAUCCAAUAGGCCCCUUCUGGUGUCACUCGAAGCCCCGUUCCGAAUCUCCUCUGAAUUGCGCUUAUGAGUUUGCCAUCAAUAGAUAGCAGCGUACAUCGCACGCUAUAAAUGUUCAUCGAUUGAGAUUUUAGAAAAUGAUGUUUAUUCGUGUUGAAGUAGUCU
Penaeus vannamei (Pacific white shrimp) is the source of this 555-nucleotide messenger RNA. The record is from RefSeq and is a predicted model, not a curated record. Lineage: Eukaryota; Metazoa; Arthropoda; Malacostraca; Decapoda; Penaeidae.